Tuber melanosporum (Perigord truffle) is the source of this 2181-nucleotide messenger RNA. RefSeq lists its product as uncharacterized. The transcript is spliced from 4 exons. The record is from RefSeq and is a predicted model, not a curated record. NCBI's taxonomy places the organism in Eukaryota, Fungi, Ascomycota, Pezizomycetes, Pezizales, Tuberaceae. The coding region runs from base 119 to 1582 and encodes 487 amino acids.
UCGGAACGCUCACUUCACCCUCCCCCCCUUCUUCACAAAAGCUCCCCCUUCUCCGUCCCUUCUAUCGUCUUGCCUUCCUUCCCCCUCUACGAUAUAGGAGGACGAUAGAAUAGACGUAAUGGGUGAACUCUAUCUUCCGCUUGAGAUCUUGCAAUACAUCGUUUGGCAGGUGCCUUCUGGGGAUCGUGUCACCCUUUCCCGUCUAUGUCUCGCAUCUAGCUCUCUGUAUCAUUUUGCGGCGCCGCGACUGUACCGUUCUCUAUACCUCAAUUUUGAGGAGAGGGGAAGGUCCGGACUUUACCUGCUUAACACGCUCUUGCGGCCUGGGUAUGACGCUAGAUGGAAGAAGUGGAUCAAGUCCGUCAAUGUGACGGCGCUGAAGAAUCCUGUUGAAAUACAUGAGAGGCAGAAUGUUUGUGGGUCUCUAGCGAAGGUUUUGAACAAGAUUGAACGUGGGAGCUUGGACAAGUUCAGUUGGGGUGCUUGCUUUGCGCCUCAUAAGCAGGUCGUUGAUGCACUGGUCAAGCAUAAGAAACUGCGGUGUCUCCAGGUUGCUUUCCCCUUCGAUCCUCAUCGCAGCUCGGACGAUGGGGAGGAGACGGACACUAUUUUUAAGGCGCUCCCGGAGGAGAAUUGCCAUCAUCUGGAAUCGCUGGAGAUUAGAAAGGCCUGGACCAAAGAACAGAUGACUGCUGCUGCCAAAGCUAUAGGUUCCCCUGGGUUGAAGAAUCUAACGCUUCAUAUGUCCUACUUUUUCGACUGGGAUUUGGAGAAUGAAUUUAGCAGACUGCCUCCUAGGCCUAAUGACGAAAGUUCGAAGCUGGCCUUGAUUGACCUGUCUGGGAUUAGCUUGUGCAAUGCACUGCCAAUCAUUGAUAGCUACUUUAAUCCCUCAACACUGCGUAAGCUAGAGCUACGAGACUGUGUUGGUUACGAGAACGUGUGCCUCGCACUCUCGCAGCACCUCGGUGUCCUUGGCGUUGAGGAGUUGGUGCUUAUCUCCUGGGAAGAUUGUGGUGAUGUCUCCAAUAUUAUACGAUUCGUCGCCAAAUGCAAACGUCUCAAGGUCCUAUGCCUGGACUUGAGCUCUUUUACCGAUGAAGGGAUACUAAAGUUGAUACCUGCGUUUUCGGAAUCCAGCAAGACAUUGGAGGUCCUGUCUCUCUGUCUUAGAAACAACCAAAACUGGCAUGGUGAAUCGCUAUACUACCCCCUGAAGGCCCUACACGUCAUGAAAAGCUUUGAGAACCUUCGAGAGAUAGGAAUGAGCUACGCCAUUCAUCCGAAAGAUCUCUACAAGAUCGUCCCGACUCUUCCGCCUAGCGUGCGCGCUGCUGACCUACGCUUCCCGUGGAUCCACUGGGACGCCGAGAGCACAGGGCUCAUGAUCUCUUACAUCUCCGCCCUUGCCGAAGCUCUCCCUGCCGGGAAUAGUCUUACACACGUGAUUGUUGGUGAUAAUGAUGACUCUACUGAUCCGCUUGCGUUCAAGACGAUUCCUACUGUACAUGAGAUGGCGGGGAAGGAGGUGAGGGAGUUGAGGGAACUUAGGCUUAAGUGUUUUCGCUCUGAUUGGUUUUAGUGGCAAGUGGUUUGUGGGUGGAUUCCGUUGGGGCAGCGGUAGGUUGGGUAGGGUAGCCAUUACUUUUUCGUAUUGUAGAUAUUAUUUCUCCCUUUCUCCCCCUUUCCUUUUUUUAGCUAGCUUCUGUUCAUUUCCGCUCUUUUCUUUCCCCUUGACCUCAUCAUCUUAUUUUUCCGCCAUGGUGCAUGAUGGGGCCCAGAUCGCCAGGGGCAGACGCAGAGAUUUUUAGGGGCAGGGGCAGGAGAAGGUAGCAGAUGCCCGUUUCUUUGCAUAGAAGCAGCAGAGGAAGGGGGGGCACAUGAAGUCGAUCUGGAACGGACGGGUAAUGUCAUAAGCAGCAGCAGGCGUGCAUUGCAUUUUCUCUUCAUUUUUUCAUUUUUCACAUUUUUCACACAUUUUUUCACUUUUCAAUUUUUCCAUUUUCAUUUUCAUCCCCUCCCCUCAUCCUCGCUUUUCUCCGCUUGCUCGCUUGUUUCAUUUUCUCCCAUUUCCAUUGUUACUCAUCACAUUACAUUACCCUGGGCGUAAUCAUUCAUCCAUUCAUCAUACAUACCAAUACCACAUUGCAUAUAAUAUGGAAUGAGUUAACCCUUCUGGCA